Messenger RNA from Candoia aspera, 1646 nucleotides. RefSeq names its product nuclear transcription factor Y subunit beta (gene NFYB). NCBI's taxonomy places the organism in Eukaryota, Metazoa, Chordata, Lepidosauria, Squamata, Candoiidae. Gene Ontology annotation, biological process: regulation of transcription by RNA polymerase II. Gene Ontology annotation, cellular component: CCAAT-binding factor complex; nucleus. The transcript has 7 exons. Bases 139 to 756 code for a protein of 205 amino acids. The record is from RefSeq and is a predicted model, not a curated record. Gene Ontology annotation, molecular function: RNA polymerase II cis-regulatory region sequence-specific DNA binding; DNA-binding transcription activator activity, RNA polymerase II-specific; protein heterodimerization activity.
GGGCAGGAGGCGGCGCGGAGGGAGGGCAGGCCGGCUUCGGGAAGCGGUCCUCCGCGCUGGGACUGGUUCCUUCGCAGCCAUUUUCUGUCCAACCAAACAGCCGAUUUGCGGAGGGAGCCAACCAGGGCCGCACUGGAGAUGGAUGGUGAUAGUUCUACCACAGAUGCUUCUCAGCUGGGAAUUGCUGGAGAUUACAUUGGUGGUAGUCACUAUGUGAUCCAACCUCAUGAUGAUACUGAGGACAGCAUGAAUGAUCAUGAAGACACAAAUGGUUCCAAAGAGAGUUUUAGAGAACAAGAUAUAUACCUUCCUAUUGCAAAUGUGGCAAGGAUAAUGAAGAAUGCUAUACCUCAGACAGGAAAGAUUGCUAAAGACGCAAAAGAAUGUGUGCAGGAGUGUGUCAGUGAAUUCAUCAGCUUUAUUACGUCAGAAGCGAGUGAGAGGUGUCAUCAAGAGAAACGGAAGACAAUAAAUGGAGAAGAUAUUCUCUUUGCUAUGUCUACUCUGGGAUUUGAUAGCUAUGUUGAACCUUUGAAGUUGUAUCUUCAAAAGUUUAGAGAGGCAAUGAAAGGAGAAAAAGGUAUUGGUGGAACAGUUACCACAGCAGACGGCCUUAGCGAGGAGCUCACAGAGGAAGCAUUUACUAACCAGUUGCCAGCAGGUUUGAUAGCUACAGAUGGCCAGCAACAAAACGUCAUGGUUUAUACAACAUCUUAUCAACAGAUCCCUGGUGUUCAGCAAAUUCAGUUCUCAUGACUUGAAGGCGGCUUUAGAUCUUGACAUACGAUAAGUAUCAGCAAGGAAUGCUAAAGGAAAGAGAACUUGAAUUUGAACUGGCUGGUGAAGAAAGAAAUGUCACUUUGUAUAUUCAAUAGUUGUAACGUAGCUUCCUGAGGCUUGACUAACUGAGGUGUGAACUCCGAUUCAAACCUUUUUUCAUGAGUGAUUUUAAAAGAAAUUGGAUUUUAAAGGUAUUAAAAUAUUUUUUGUUUUGUACAAGAGUUUGUUGCUCUGUAUAACUCCUGUAUGCAUUGUAUAUUGCAAUUUACUACUGUCAGAGAUUUGUAGACAGUUUCUUAUUUUCAUAUUGAAUCAUGUUACUUUUGUAAUUCAAGUAAACAGCUGGGUUUAAUUCAUGUUUACCCUUUGAAUAAAACAUAAGGGUACAGUUCAUUUUGAAUGCAAGUUGCCUUUAUUAUAAAAAUUGAGAUGACCUUUUGUUUUGUAUCUGUCUUGCAUGAACUAAAGUUGAAUUAAAUAUUUAAUAUUUUAACCUGAAAGGAAAUUCCUCAAAUGCCCACAGUUCAAAAUAAGUGCUCCCAGUACUUUUAAUGUAGUAAUUGAAAUAAUGUGAAUCCAGAAGUAACCAAUCUUUAGAUCAUAGCAUUAUAACUUUGGGUCAUAGCCCACUGGGAACUAUUUUGCACAAGUUGUAAAAGAAUGAAGGUGGGUUUGUCAGGAACUGUUGUCUUGUAUGCAGAAUUAGUUCUGUGGAUUGUCUGGUACCCAGUAUCAGUGUUAACUGUACCUGGUAGUGCAGUCCCUAUUUCACAACAACCAGAAGUAUGUAGUAAAGGGUUUUUUUGUUUAUCUUUUGACUAGGGAUAUUCAUCUUGCUGCUUUUGAAAUAAAUUCCUUUUAAUUUA